This is a messenger RNA of Fusarium odoratissimum NRRL 54006, 1818 nucleotides long. RefSeq lists its product as uncharacterized. The transcript has a single exon. Lineage: Eukaryota; Fungi; Ascomycota; Sordariomycetes; Hypocreales; Nectriaceae. The record is from RefSeq and is a predicted model, not a curated record. The coding region runs from base 1 to 1818 and encodes 605 amino acids.
AUGGCUCCAAAACUCCUGACAGAUCUCCCGUCAGAGAUUCGUCAGCAAAUCUUCAAAGAGUGCCUUAAGGUAGAUGACGGUUAUAUGUACGAUGCCCAAACUGAUAAACUAACGAACGCCGAUGAAGCCCGUACCCCGAUCGACCUCUCCCUUCGUUACACAUGUCGCUCCAUCGCAAGAGACACGAGAACAAUUCCCCUAGCGGUCAACACCAUCCACUUCUCAACCAGCGAUAACUGGCGUAGCUUGGCCGGUUGCUUCAACCUUGUUGCUACUGCGUACUACAUCCUAGAGCAAGACCUGGCCUUUCAUCUCGCUGAGUGUAUUACUCCAGUAAUGUUCGCUCAGCUUGACGCCAAAUUUCCAACAUUUAGGGCUAUGUUCGAAUCAGAACUGGCAAACCACAAUAUCAGAAACCCGGUGAGGGACAGGCCCCCAUCGAGGGAAGCGCUUGUGGAUAGGAUGCGACCUCCCCUCUGUCACUGGGUAGAAUUCUUUUUCAGAUUGAAUGUCGACAGCCCCGAUGUCCUUGGUCCUUCCGCCUAUGUCGGCUUUGCUGAUGUUCAUGAACAAGACUUCAUGGACCCAUAUUUUAGAUUACCAAAAGGCUCACAUGAUGGAUGGCAAGCGCAAUCCGGGGAUAUCCGGGAUGCGCUGUCUUAUUGUCUGCGGCUCAUCGCUAAAGAGGCGCCAACGGAAUUUGACAAUCAGGUAUACAAGACCUUGCCCCACUGGAUUGGCAAGUACCGUCCGCAAGAGUUUCUUGGGCUCAAGUUCAACCUUUGGGACAUUCCUUCAAGGGAGGAUGUCGCCCAUGCAUUGGCUCUGUUGAAUAUUCACGAAUUUGUGUGGAAACUGCCUGAGAUCUGGAAAUAUCCCCGCGGGUUCUACAAGGAACUUGGCGAUUAUCCCAGUAAGCCACGUCCAGAAAACGCCGAGCGAGGUCAAUACGCUGCCGAAUAUGAUAAUCCCAUGAGAUUGGUUGAUCAUUUCGAUUAUCGUUAUCGAGAGAAAAUAACAUUCUCUGCUACUGCUACAGCAAUACGUUUCCUUAACAGGCUGCCCGCUGAGCAGCGAACCCAGAUCCGCAGGCUCACAUUGCUUGAAGUCUCUCCAUCAGUCAACAUGCCUUCACUUCACGCCCAGGGCCUGGUCCCUUUGUUUAAGGAGAAUCCCUUUCUUCGAGUGGAGCGCCGUGUCAGUCUUUUUGGCUGUAUCGACAACUUCGCGGGGCCGAGCAAGGACUGGAUGACUCGAGCCAAAACCACACCGUUAUAUGGCCCUUCCUUCCUCCCAAAGUUACAAUCCUGGCUUAUUGACGCUCUUGCUGUGCGGGACUUGGAUAUCCCCCCAGGUUCCUUCAUCUUUACUUUGGAGGGUGGACCCUUUGGUGAUCUUUGUACCGAGGUUUUCCAGGGGUGCGUUCACGUGGCCAUUGCGGAGGGCGAAGCAUUCGAUAAAUGCUGUGAACUUGACCUCUUCAGAUCUAUAUAUGAGUUGUCUGCAACACCGGAUAAGUUCUACCUCGAGCCCAGAUUCAGGGAAGCGGUUGAGCACUUGGUCAACAAGAAGUCGAUCUUGCGUUCGGACUUUCACCCUGGGGUUCCGGUAGACCCCAAUGUAUUAGUCGAGGAAACUAAAGGGUUUGAUGAUGUAGAAGACCGUAUUGACAGAUGGGAUUUUCAAGCAAGACACUUUGGCUGCAAGAUGCCUACUGAUCUAUUCUACGAUGUUAUGCUACCUGCCAAAUAUGACCUUCAGACCAGGGAGCAGUAUAUCGAGUCACAGGGAGGAAAGGUCAAGGAGCAAGAUUCGUAA